AUGCUCCUCCCGGCGCUCCUUUAUCUGCUCCUCGCACGACACGUCAGCGCCCGCGGCCCCUUCUUCACCCCCUCCUCCACCGACACAGAAACAAGCUGGUUCCUCACGCCUCCGCCAUCCGCCCGCGCCCAUCUCGGCUCCACCGUCAACAUAACAUGGCACUCAGACCGCGCCGAAGUCCGAUUGCUCCUACACAAGCGCGGAUACACAGGAGCGCAGUACAUCGGAGAAAACCGCUGGUUCGCAUGGACCGUCUCGUCUGACUUCGGAUCGGAUGUCAAGCAGCCGUUUGCGCUGCAGGCCUUGGAGCCGGCGGGUGAGGGGCAGGACUGGUGGAGUCCGAUGUUUUGUCUCGUGGAGGCGGAGACGAAGACGGCGGCGAGCGGCGGCACUUUGAGCUUGGGGGCAUCGACGGCAAAAUCGACUUCUUUGGGCACGGCGGUGUGUACUUCACUCCGCGUACAAUACACCCUGGCGCCAGAGGACGAUCCUGGCAGCAGAUUCGACCACGAGGGCUUAGAGAUGCGACGCAUUGCUGGUCUUGUUGCUGGCGUUGUACUAGGUUCAAUCGCGGUCGUGUUGUGCUUAGCACUAUGUCUCUGGAGGAUCCGGCGCAGACAACCAGGAGGCGCAAGGGCAUCGACAGCCGCGCGUGGCGACGAGGUGAUCAAGACUGAGACUCGUGCUGAAUUACCCGCGGAGAGAAGUGUGCUGGAUGUUAGUAAUUUUGAUGAAUUCGCGGCUCGAUAUUCGUAG
Molecule: messenger RNA, 756 nt
Organism: Parastagonospora nodorum SN15
Lineage: Eukaryota; Fungi; Ascomycota; Dothideomycetes; Pleosporales; Phaeosphaeriaceae
Exons: 2
Coding region: 1-756 (251 amino acids)
Source: RefSeq, a predicted model, not a curated record